This is a messenger RNA of Arachis duranensis, 1476 nucleotides long. RefSeq lists its product as uncharacterized. Bases 1 to 1476 code for a protein of 491 amino acids. Gene Ontology annotation, molecular function: zinc ion binding; nucleic acid binding. The record is from RefSeq and is a predicted model, not a curated record. The transcript has 3 exons. NCBI's taxonomy places the organism in Eukaryota, Viridiplantae, Streptophyta, Magnoliopsida, Fabales, Fabaceae.
AUGGUAUCAGAGCAGUUCAUUCCUAUAGAGCCUGAAAGACGGACUGAUUGUGCUUCUAUGCAUGCUCUGGACCAGAUGUCGACUCGCGGACGCGGUCGCGGGCGAGGUAGAGGUAGGACAGGCACCGUUACUCCUGCUCCCAUAGGGACUGAUCCAGUAGACUUUAUGGCUGCCCUGGGAAAUAUGGCUGCAGCUAUGCAGGCAACAGCUGAGGCAUUGGGUAAUCAGAUAAAUCAGGGUAAUCAUGGGAACAAUAAUGAUGAGGACGGUCCUAUGACUCUUGCUUUAUUUCUGAAAGUUCACCCUCCAACCUUUAGGGGAACCUCAAAUCCCACUGAUGUAGAUAAUUGGAUUCAGGCUAUGGAAAGGGCAUUACAGGCACAACAGGUUCCUGAAGAGCAAUGGGUUAAAUUUGGAACUUAUCAGUUGCAAGGUGAAGCUCAGUAUUGGUGGCAGGGAACACGACGUAUCCUGCAGCCUGAUGGUGCUGCGAUUCCUUGGGAGGUUUUCCGGACAGAGUUCUAUAAGAAAUACUUUCCUAAUUCAGCCAGAAAUGCCAAGGAACUUGAAUUAAUGCAGUUACAACAGGGACAGAUGACUGUUGCUGAGUAUACUAGUAAGUUUGAGGAGUUAUGUUGCUUUUCUCGUAUCUGUCAAGGUGCGCCUGAAGAUUUUGCCGAAUGGAAAUGUAUUAAAUAUGAGGGAGGUCUUCGAAGUGAUAUUCUGAGCUUCGUUGCCCCAAUGGAGAUCAGGGUAUUUUCUGAAUUGGUGAAUAAGAGUAGGGUGGCUGAGGAUUGUGUGAGGAAGGCGGCAGCAGAGAAAGGAAGUUUGAGGGUGCCUUUUCAGAGACCUUCAGGAAGGAACUUUGCUCCGAGAGGUAGGAAUUUCAAGCGUGGAGGUUCUAUUCCGCAGCAGACUCAGGGUCAAGGUAAUUAUAGAAGGCCGAAUACUAAUGCUAGUCAAGGAAAAAGGUUUGGAAAGCAGCCACAGCAAGAUCUAAAUUGUCAGAAGUGCGGAAAGUAUCAUCCUGGAGUUCCGUGCAGACUAGGACUUGGAGUGUGCUAUUCCUGUGGACAGCCUGGGCAUAUAGCCAGUAAUUGCCCUGAGAAGAAGAAGUAUGAGACUGGUAGGGUGCAGCAGCCGGGGAGAGUAUACACCACUUCUACCAUAGGUGCUGAGGGAUCUGAGACACUGAUUAGAGGUAAUUGUGAAAUGGCUGGUAAAAUCUUAAAUGCUUUAUUUGAUUCAGGAGCAAGUCAUUCAUUUAUUGCAUUUGAAAAGGCCCAUGAAUUAGGAUUGAGAAUGGUGGUUUUAGGUUAUGAUUUGAAAGUAUAUAAUGCUACUCAUGAAGCUAUGGUGACUAGGAUAGAAUGUCCACAAGUUUCCUUUCGAGUACAACAGCAUGAAUUUGUGCAUGAUUUGAUUUUCAGUACAGUUUAUGCCAGAAGGGUCAGAAGCACCAGUUGUAGUGAAUAG